CUUUGGUCAGAAGACUCCACUAUACUUUCUUCUUGUCUUUUGUUUUUUGCAAGUUCCUUCGUAUCUCAUUUCACCAAAACCAUAUUUUUUGACAAGGACAUGGCAUAAAUCUGUGCAAUGAAAUCAUCGCUUCCAUCUGUUAGCAUUCAACUUUGUGCUUUCCACACAACCGCUGCUGUAAAAAAGGCUCUGCAAAAAAAAAAAAAGCUGUCCUCUUCUCAAAUCUCUUGUCUCCUUGAUCUGUUCAUUGAACCGAGAUCCUGCACAAACAUGUCACAAUACACAAUGCCCUCAAGGACAAGAUCUCUGAACUCUCAUCUCUUGACGUUUUCUCUUACUUUAUUUCUAACUGGUGGAACUGUCCCCAACUUUGGACUGCUCCUGGAUUCUCCAACAUUUCAUAUAACAACCACAAAUCAUGCCGAAACCUUCCAUCAGAAAAUUAAGAGAGUCCUGUCUGCUAAAACUCCACUUAACAUCUGCAUCACCGAACUCCUCAGUGUGACAAAAUACACAAUGCAAUCC
Molecule: messenger RNA, 525 nt
Organism: Lymnaea stagnalis (great pond snail)
Lineage: Eukaryota; Metazoa; Mollusca; Gastropoda; Lymnaeidae
Source: the annotation of a GenBank genome assembly